Messenger RNA from Penicillium roqueforti, 3225 nucleotides. Its product is annotated as putative NF-X1 finger transcription factor. Bases 1 to 3225 code for a protein of 1074 amino acids. Lineage: Eukaryota; Fungi; Ascomycota; Eurotiomycetes; Eurotiales; Aspergillaceae. Gene Ontology annotation, cellular component: nucleus. Gene Ontology annotation, biological process: negative regulation of transcription by RNA polymerase II. Gene Ontology annotation, molecular function: RNA polymerase II transcription regulatory region sequence-specific DNA binding; DNA-binding transcription factor activity, RNA polymerase II-specific; zinc ion binding. The record is from RefSeq and is a predicted model, not a curated record. The transcript is spliced from 3 exons.
AUGGCAACAGCACAGCCAGAGACUUCAAUCCCAACUGGGCCACGACCCCCACGUUCUUCCAGGCCAUCUAGACGCAGAGGGCGGGGUUCUGCGAAGCCGGACGGUCAGCAAAAAACCCCUGCGAUUGAACCUCAAAAUCAGGCUACACCGCAAGCACAGCCUACACAGUCUCAACCACAGCCGAAUACGAUACCCCAGCCCAAUCAACAAGAUGGACCGUCCAAUUCGCGAAGAGGCGGAAACAGAGAAGGAAGGGGCCGCAGACAAAGAAAUAAUGGACCUCGUCAGAAUGGAGGACUUGAGAGCCAAGAGACAGGACCAGAGGCGCGAACCCGUGGGAUGAGAGCGCGUGGCUUCGAAGCCAAGUUGACAAGACCAGACCAGGCCAAAAAUGGCCCUCUAUUGGAUGGUGCGGAGCAUUCACAUGAUAACACAUUAAGACCCGAAGUGCCGGAUUUUGUACCGGGCGCCCCGUCAUUCCAGCAAGGACGAGCUUCUGAAGCAACGCCAUCCUUGAAAGGGAAGGGGAAAGCCAAGCAGCCUAGGGCGCCGCCACCUAAAGUCACAGCGAAGUCCACAGCCGACGAUCUGGCUACCCGCAUCCACGAAGACAUAUCGCAUAACCUAAAUGGUCCACGAAUGAAGGUGCAGCCGCACAGAGAACUUCUGCUCAAGAGGACGGGCAGAAAAUUACCACUCCUCGCGCUUGGCGUUGUCCGGGCUGUAACCUUUAUCAGCAAAACUUUCCCUCGAGCUACUCUUGCUGGUGUGAGAAAGAGGUCGAUCCUCGACCACUUCCCGGUUUACCUCCGCACUCGUGUGGUCAGACUUGUUCACGGCCUCGCAAGGGUUGCCCCCAUCCUUGUGACACGACUUGUCAUGCUGGUCCUUGUACACCUUGUACUGCUAUGGGUCCGAUACAAGAUUGUUUCUGUGGCCGUAAUUCGUCGCAGAAGCGUUGUCGGGAUACCGAUUAUGAGAAUGGAUGGAGCUGUGGCGAAAUCUGUGACGGAGAUGAUGUGUAAGUCUAAGGACGAUGAGGAGGACAGUCGAAUCAUUCGCGACGAUGGCUCGGAAGAUGAGUGGACUGGCUGCUUUGCUUGUGGAGAGACUUGUAACCGUCCAUUUGAUUGUGGCAUACAUUCAUGCCAGAAGAACUGUCAUCCGCAAGACCCUCAUCCUGCACACUGUCCACAGUCACCAGAUGUCAUCCUCAAUUGCGCCUGUGGCAAGACACCGUUAUCUGAGACCCCGGGAUAUACACCUCGAACAUCCUGCGAAGACCCUAUCUUGAAUUGUCAAAAGCCUUGUGGGAAAACAUUACCAUGUGGCCAUCCUUGCGAGAAGCUGUGUCAUGUUGGAUCCUGCGGUGCUUGUUUGCGCAAUGUCUACAUCAAGUGCAACUGCGGUCGUACUAAUAACCUGACAAUCUGUCAUCAGGGCAAGAAUGAGCCUCCCCAGUGCCCACGCAUGUGCAAGGCGACUCUACACUGUGGUCGACACACAUGCACUGAAAGGUGUUGUCCGGGAGAGCAAAGGGCCAACGAGCGCCAGGCUGCGCGUCGUAAACUCAGGUCUCAUCUCCGCCCUGCUGAUGAGGACAUCGAAGCGGAGCAUAUCUGCACUCGCGUAUGUGGCCGGAUGCUGAAAUGCGGAAGGCACACAUGUCCGGAGGUUUGCCAUAAGGGUGCUUGCAAUACCUGCCGGGAGGCAGUGUUCGAAGAGAUUCCGUGUAAUUGCGGAAGAUCUGUUCUGUAUCCGCCGCAGCCGUGUGGUGCAAAGCCACCUGCUUGCAACUUCCCCUGUGAGCGUCCAAAGCGAUGCGGCCAUCCUCAAGCCGCACAUACCUGCCACACAGACGAGGAGAACUGUCCGAAGUGUCCAUUCUUGACCGAGAAGGCGUGUCUGUGCGGAAAGCGGGUGUUGAAAAAUGUGCCCUGCUGGCUGACAGAUGCGCGCUGCGGUCAAGUAUGCGGGCAGCUGCUCAAGUGUGGCUCUCAUUUCUGCCGGAAGGACUGUCAUCGCCCGGAGGAUUGCGAAGAUGCAACCAAACCUUGCAGCCAACCCUGUGGAAAGAACAAGACGGUGUGCGGCCAUCCUUGCACAGAGCAAUGCCACGCGCCAUACGCGUGUCCAGAGAAGACACCGUGUUCGUCCAAGAUCGCAGUGACAUGUAGCUGUGGGCGACUGCGACAAGACAGACGCUGUAAUGCCGCCAAGGCUGUAACCUCCAAGGGCCAGGUGCAGACGCCCCAGCGGCAGCCAGAGUUGACCCCGUUGGCCUGCGACGACGAAUGCACGCGUCUAGAGCGGAACCGCUCCCUAGCAGGUGCUCUCGGCAUCGACAUCAACCAGACAACCACGCUUCAAACCAUCACAGCCGAGAACCUCCCCUACUCGGAAGAGACUCUGAACCAAUAUGUCCAGCUCGCAUGCUCGGUACCUUUAUCAACUCUCCAAACCUACGAGUCCAAUCUCCACACCCUGGCAGCAGCAGACAAACCCACCCGCUCAUUCCGCUUCCAGCCGGCGAAAUCCACUCUCCGCGCAUUUGCGCACUCCCUCGCCGCAGACUGGGGCUUCGUGACAGAAAGCCACGACCCAGAACCUCAUCGUCACGUCUUCGUCCUAAAACCGGUUGUUUGGACACCUCCUCUCUUCGGUAUGGGCAGCGGCUCGACCAUCGGUAUCGGCGGCAUGAGCGUCCGCGAGUGCGUCAAGCUCCGCGAGCGGGAGCGCAGCAAAGAACAAGAAGCGCGUCGUGUCGCCGCGCUCGAGGCUAAGGCGACCCGUGAAGCCGCUAAGGUACAGGCUAGUACUGGAGACGGUGGUUGGGCUCAGGUUGCUUCGAAGAGUAAGGGUGGGAGCGGGGCUAGUUCGAGAGCUGGAACUCCUGCUCAGAACCCGUGGGUGAGCAAGUCAAUUUAUGCAGCUCUCGAUAGUGACGGGGCGAAGAAGGAACGCUUGGUUUUAAGAUCUGGCGUUGGGGUUGGGAAGUCCUGGCGUGCGAAGGCCCCUGCGACUGCGGUUGUUGAUGAUUGGGAAGAGGCCGAGGAGAAGGAAGAGAAAGAGGAAGCGGGGGACCAGGACCAGGAAAUAGUUGUCCGUGAGGACCCUGAGGGAAAAUCUGAACUUGCACCUGAGACCGAGACUUCUGCGGAAGAUAGCCCCACUCAGGCUGAGGCAACUCAGGUUGAAGCAUUUGUUACAGAUGUGCUGGUCUAA